AAAGAAUCGUUCUCAUUGAAGUGAGAAUUAAUCGUCCUCGUCGAGCCUUCGUGAGUCGCGUCAAUAAUGUCAAUGUGAGGACGCGUAAACGAGUGAGGUGGUUCAAUAAUGAAAUUCGAGUAACUCUUUCAAUUUGCGAUCACGAGUACCUCAAAUGAGACACCUCAUGAGUGAGGAACCCAUCUCUACAUCACUAUCACAUUGAUUUUUGAUUUUGACACUCAUUGAGUCAUUGACAGUAUAGAAGAAACCAAAGGAAGAAACAAAAUAGAAUUUAAGAUUUUAGAUCUUUGAUUUAGAUCUAGUCAUACACACGGGUUUUACUGUAAUCUAAAAAAAGGCUUUUAAAAAAUGUCUCAAGGAAAGAUUGUGUUAAUGGCGUGCGGUAGCUUUAGCCCUCCGACGUAUAUGCAUUUAAGAAUGUUCGAAAUAGCAAGAGAUUAUAUCCACUCGCAGGGUUUGGGAACUAUUGUUGGUGGUUUUGUGUCUCCGGUACAUGAUGCAUAUGGAAAGAAAGAUCUAGUGGCUGCGCAUCAUAGGAUAUCAAUGCUAAAAUUAGCGUUAAGAUCGUCUGGAUGGAUUAAGGUAUCCGAGUGGGAGACUCAGCAGUCUGGAUGGACUAGAACAAAAAUGUCUCUACAGCACCAUCAGGAUACGAUAAACCGUCACCUGUCGCAGAACUUCAACACUGACCCUCCAUCUUGGCUGCCAGAUGAUAUAUUAAACGUAAACAGCAUAGACGAACCGGACAAUUUGAAUCUGAAGUUAAACGGUAAUAAUAUCGAUGAUAGUGUGACCAUUAAGUUGCUCUGCGGUGCUGAUUUGUUAGAAUCGUUUGCGACACCGGGUCUAUGGUCGGAUGAGGAUUUGGAGAUGAUAGUGGGUCGCCAUGGCUUAGUGGUUGUAACUCGUGCCGGCUUCGACCCGGGGCGGUUUAUAUACGAUUCAGAUAUGCUCUACAAGUAUAGAAGAAACGUGACAUUAGUAACGAAUUACAUAGCCAACGAAGUAAGUUCUACAGUUAUACGUCGCCUACUAAGAAGGGGUGAGAGCGCUAAAUAUUUAACCGAUGACGCGGUACUGGCUUAUAUAAGACAAAAUAGGCUCUACGGGACUAUGCCUUGUAUCACUGAGUAUAAUUUGCUUAACGAUAUACUAGCUAACUACGAGAAAUCACCUCAAGACGUCAUAAUGACAUCACCAGAAGAAACGAGCUUCAAAAAUAUACUAAUAUCGAUAAGAGACAAACCGUCAAUCGUCGAUGAAACGAUAACAGUGAAACGAGCAAAGAAAUCAAACUUCUUAAUGCCAAGUCAUACGGAUACAAUAAGUCCGACAUUAGAUCCAAAACCGAAAAUCGCGUAUGUUGACAAAGUACCCUCGACUUACGUACCGGGUAAAGCGGUGAAAAUUGUCAGCGAUGUCAAUCAACACAAGAUCAAAGAUGAAAAGGUGAGUGCGUACAGUUCUUUAGACAGUUAUCUGUCUAAAGAUGAUUAUGAUGUUUAUAAAAGGAGGGUUAGCGAGGGUAGUAUGGAAAAAAAUGUAACUACCGUCAAGAAAAGAUGUUCGUCAUCGACGAUAAGGAAAUUGAAACCGGACGAUAUGAAGAAGAGCAAGUCGGAGGUGAGUAAGCUAUGUGAUAAGGUUAAGAGUAUUAAGUUGAAAGAUAAGGCUAGCGCGAAUUAUAAGACCAGGAGCUGUAAUGAUAUCGUUAAGCUUAUUUUGACUAAACAUGGCAUACAUGUUAUAAGCGAUACAGAGGCGAUAGUUUAA
Melitaea cinxia (Glanville fritillary) is the source of this 1776-nucleotide messenger RNA. RefSeq names its product nicotinamide/nicotinic acid mononucleotide adenylyltransferase 1 (gene Nmnat). The transcript is spliced from 7 exons. The record is from RefSeq and is a predicted model, not a curated record. NCBI's taxonomy places the organism in Eukaryota, Metazoa, Arthropoda, Insecta, Lepidoptera, Nymphalidae. Bases 352 to 1776 code for a protein of 474 amino acids. Gene Ontology annotation, biological process: NAD+ biosynthetic process. Gene Ontology annotation, molecular function: nicotinamide-nucleotide adenylyltransferase activity; nicotinate-nucleotide adenylyltransferase activity.